AUGCAACGCCACCUCUACGACGGCAUGUUCCAGCCGGAAGCUGGCAGAACCAUCUGCAACGGCACCCCUCUGCAGCAGCUGGACCACUUCAAGCAAACCAGAGACAGGCGAGAAGUGCGAGCGGCGCUGGGUUACACUGACGAGGACUUCCUGGUGCUGCACCUGGGUACCGUCUGCAGCAGAAAAGGGCAAAUGUUCUCGGCAACCGCAUGCUCCAGACUCAUCAAGGACGAUGGGUGCACGAAUCUAAAGCAACUCAUCGUUGGAGCUCGGUACAUCAGGGAUCAUGAGAUUCGGUACAUUGAGCAGAUCUUUCAGGUGGCGGCCGCCCAUGGCGUCUCUUGCAGGCGUUGGGAGGACCUGACGGAAGAGGAGCGUGGACGGCCUCAGAUCACCGUCAUGGACAUUCAAGCAGCCGUGUUGCAAUUCUACAUGGCGGCAGACGUCGUUUUGGUCCCAUCCCUGAACGAGGUCUUGACACUGGUCAUCUGUGAAGCCAUGGCCUUCGAACGACCCGUCGUAUGCAGCCGAAUUGAUGCAAUCCCAGAGGCUGUGACCGAUGGAGUUGAAGGCUACUUGGUGCCCCCCGGAAGCCCUGAUGCCAUCCGAGCAGAAGCUGUACAGAGACACGGCCAUUUGCCGGAGGAUGGGUGCAGCGGGCAGGCCUCGUGUUUUGAAGCAAUUCAUCUACAGCCGAAUGGGUGA
Molecule: messenger RNA, 705 nt
Organism: Symbiodinium sp. CCMP2456
Lineage: Eukaryota; Dinophyceae; Suessiales; Symbiodiniaceae
Source: the annotation of a GenBank genome assembly